UUUCCCCCAAAUCUCGAAAUUCCUCGUUUGUUCCUGGUUGAGAUCCUCAUCGAACACUCGCAGCACGACCGCAACAAUGGUGUCCCAACGAGUUACCUACCGCCGCCGCAACCCCUACAACACUCGAUCCAACCGGACCCGAGUCGUCAAGACUCCCGGUGGCGAGCUCCGUCUGCUGCACAUCAAGAAGCGCGGCACUGUUCCCAAGUGCGGUGACUGCGGCUCCAAGCUCUCUGGCAUCCCCGCCCUCCGACCCCGCGAGUACUCCCAGAUCUCCAAGCCGCAGAAGACCGUCCAGCGCGCCUACGGUGGCUCGAGAUGCGGUGGCUGCGUCCGUGACCGCAUCGUCCGCGCCUUCCUCAUCGAGGAGCAGAAGAUCGUCAAGAAGGUGCUGAAGGAGCAGGAGCAGAGCCAGAAGAAGAAAUAAGCAUAUUUCAACCAUGGGUUUGGGCUUUCUGCGCGGACGGCAAGGAACUUUGAGAGGGGACUGGUUCAUUGCUUUGGUGUUCAUAAGGGCAAAGGGACUGCAUGAUACAUCCGGGGACUGGCCGGAGAGGCCGGCCUCCUGCUGUCUUUAGGACUGCGACCUCCUCUUGGUGGUUUUAAAUGAGACAAAACAUCAAGCUGGCACGAUGAUACGGGCUCCUGACGUGCGGUGCCGACGAGCCAAGUGCGCGAGCGGCACUCCUGCGAAUGAACCACGACCGGAACUCGCUGGGACACAUGCCGACAACGACAGUUGACGACCAGAUCAGCCACUGCUAGGAAUACUCACACAUAUGUCUGGACACUGGUAGUAGUAAUUCGAUGUGCGCG
Purpureocillium takamizusanense is the source of this 816-nucleotide messenger RNA. RefSeq names its product 60S ribosomal protein L34B (gene RPL34B). Bases 77 to 427 code for a protein of 116 amino acids. The record is from RefSeq and is a predicted model, not a curated record. Lineage: Eukaryota; Fungi; Ascomycota; Sordariomycetes; Hypocreales; Ophiocordycipitaceae. Gene Ontology annotation, cellular component: ribosome. The transcript is spliced from 3 exons. Gene Ontology annotation, biological process: translation. Gene Ontology annotation, molecular function: structural constituent of ribosome.